CCUCAUCGAACAAACAUUCCGUACAGCUUUCGUACAGCAAAACCAUAUCUCUAAGCUUAACCUGUGGGGUAGAGUUCAGGAUGCAUAUCUUGCCGAGAGAAUAUGAGAAGCUGCUCUUGCACCAGGCCGGCUUUCUAGCCCAAAAGCGUCUAGCUAGAGGCUUACAGCUCAAUAUCAACGAAGCCAUCGCCUUGAUUGCCUCUCAACUGCAGGAACGUAUACGUGAUGGACAGCAUUCUGUGGCUGAGUUGAUGCAGCACGGGAAAACCUUAUUGGGGAGGACCCAUGUCUUACCUAGCGUUCCACCCCGCCUACACGAGAUACAGGUAGAAGGAACGUUCCCAGAUGGUGUAUUCCUAGUAACUGUGCAUGAUCCCAUCUGCACGGAUCAUGGCAACCUAGAUGCAGCGCUCUAUGGAUCGUUCCUCCCUGUACCUUCACAGGACAAAUUCCCAGCCACGGAGACUACAAUUAUCUCCCGUGAAAACCUUCCAGGAGCUAUCAUCGCCAAAAAAGAGAGGAUUGUUAUCAAUCAAGGACGCGAACGCAUCAAGUUGAAGGUGACCAACCACGGCGAUCGCCCUAUUCAGGUCGGAUCCCAUUACCAUUUCACCGAAACUAAUGGCGCGUUGGAAUUCGAUCGUGUCAAAGCUAACGGAAUGUUUCUUGAUAUCCCCGCUGGGACUGCUGUUCGCUUCGAGCCUGGCGAUUCCAAGACCGUCUUACUAUGUGCUAUUGCGGGCAAAAAAGCCGUAACCGGUGGCAACUUAAUUUUCACUCGCCUGAAGGAUACUCUAAAGAAGGAUAGCCAUAUUGAUAAGUGUUUACUACUAGGGAGUUUCAGACACUGUCCAGACCCCGGUGCGCUCGAGGUACACGAGGACACCACUAUCGGCCGCGAGGAGUACAUUUCUAUGUAUGGCCCCACGGUCGGUGACCGUAUUAGGCUUGGUGAUACUAGUUUAUGGGUCGAAAUUGAGAGCGAUGCGGCCUAUUAUGGUGAUGAAGUCAAAUUCGGCGGAGGCAAGUGUACACGAGAGGGCAUGGGCCAGAUAACCAGUCGCGGGUACCUCGAGGGUAACCUAGACCUCGUCAUUACCAAUGCAGUUAUAAUUGACUGGACCGGGAUAUACAAGGCAGACAUCGGAGUAAAGGCGGGCAAGAUCGUGGGCAUAGGUAAAGCCGGAAACCCCGACGUCAUGACCAGUGUCACCGACAACAUGCGCAUCGGCUCCUCAACGGAGGUCAUUGCCGGCGAGAAGCUCAUCGUGACUGCGGGCACUAUCGAUGCACAUGUACAUUAUAUUUGUCCGCAACAAGUCACCGAAGCGCUCGCAUCGGGUACGACGACGAUGAUUGGGGGUGGGACAGGUCCGAGCGCAGGGACAAAUGCUACGACAUGCACACCGAGUCCAUUCUACUUAAAGACGAUGCUUGCGGCCACAGAUGGGCUCCCGAUGAACUUCUUGUUUACCGGGAAGGGGAAUGACACGGGAAGGCAUGCAUUGGAGGAUAUCGUUCGCGCAGGUGCAGGGGGCCUGAAAAUACACGAGGACUGGGGUUCUACUCCAGCUGUGAUCGCGAACGCCUUGGAUGUUGGUGAUGAGUUUGAUGUUCAGGUCAACAUCCAUACGGAUACUCUCAAUGAGAGCGGAUUUGUGGAGAGUACGAUCAAGGCAUUUGGCGGUCGCACUAUACAUACGUAUCACACGGAAGGCGCCGGUGGCGGUCACGCUCCAGAUAUCAUCGUUGUUUGCGGUUUGGAAAAUGUCCUUCCCUCGUCCACCAACCCUACGCGACCUUAUGCUAGGAACACCCUAGACGAACACCUUGACAUGCUGAUGGUUUGUCACCACCUUGACAAAUCAAUUCCCGAGGACGUAGCAUUCGCAGAGUCUCGCAUCCGAGCAGAGACGGUAGCAGCAGAAGACGUUCUGCACGAUAUCGGUGCGAUAUCCAUGAUCAGCUCUGAUUCUCAGGCUAUGGGGCGUGUCGGAGAAGUUGCCUCCAGGACAUGGCGUACUGCGAGCAAGCUCAGGGACUUCAAAGGUCCACUGAUCGAGCUAAAUGAUACAAGCGAAAAAGAUAAUGGACGUGUCAAGAGAUAUAUAGCAAAGUAUACAAUUAACCCCGCGAUCACGCACGGUAUCGGUCACGUCGUCGGCUCAGUAGAGGUGGGAAAGCUCGCCGACCUUGUCCUUUGGAAGCCCGAAAACUUUGGCGCCAAACCUGAAAUGGUGUUGAAAUCAGGAGUGAUUGUUUGGGCUGAGAUGGGCGAGGCAAACGCUUCAAUUCCGACCGUACAGCCAACUUAUGGCAGACCAAUGUGGGGUUCCUUCCCCUCUGCAGCGGCGCUCAACUCGGUCGCGUUCGUCUCCCGAAUCUCCAUCGCGACUGGUACUAUCGCUUCAUACGGACUCUCUAAGCAAGCAGAGGCUGUUAUCAACUGUAGGAAUGUGACCAAGAGAGAUAUGAAGUGGAAUGAUGCGAUGCCGAAGAUGUCUGUUGAUCCAGAAAGCUAUGAGGUGAGGGCGGAUGGCGUGUUGGCUGAUAUUGAGCCUGCGAGCAGUUUACCACUUGGGAAGGAGUACAACUUUUUCUGACGGCGGAAAACAAAAUAAGGAAAAUG
Messenger RNA from Suillus discolor, 2629 nucleotides. Its product is annotated as urease. The transcript has 12 exons. Gene Ontology annotation, molecular function: urease activity; nickel cation binding. Bases 81 to 2603 code for a protein of 840 amino acids. Lineage: Eukaryota; Fungi; Basidiomycota; Agaricomycetes; Boletales; Suillaceae. The record is from RefSeq and is a predicted model, not a curated record. Gene Ontology annotation, biological process: urea catabolic process. Gene Ontology annotation, cellular component: urease complex.